Folsomia candida is the source of this 1918-nucleotide messenger RNA. RefSeq names its product CD2 antigen cytoplasmic tail-binding protein 2 homolog (gene holn1). Gene Ontology annotation, molecular function: protein binding. Gene Ontology annotation, cellular component: U5 snRNP. The transcript has 5 exons. The record is from RefSeq and is a predicted model, not a curated record. Lineage: Eukaryota; Metazoa; Arthropoda; Collembola; Entomobryomorpha; Isotomidae. Bases 146 to 1261 code for a protein of 371 amino acids.
GUGAUGAAUUCAACAGAGUUGCACUUGAAUAUUUGUUUGUUGCGUUAAUAUUAAUUGCACACUUUUGUGGAACUGUAUUGGUGCUGCCAUACAUAAAUAAAGGUCACAGGUUACCUAACUAGCACAAUAACCAUUGUAAAUCGAAAUGUCUUUGCAUCGAAAGAGAAAGUUGGAAGAUGCGACGGACGACUAUAGUGCAGGGAUUGAGGCAGAAAUGUCAAAGUUUGAAACCUCUUCGAAUAAGCGACAUACAAUCGACUCGGACGAAGAAGAUGCCGACGAGGAAGAAUACAACCGGAAAAAAUAUCAGGUCAUGGAUGAGGAAGACAUUGAAGGACAAGAAUCGUCCACUAUAGAAUUUGAUGGUGAAACCAAAAUCACCCCAUUUAAUAUGAAGGACGAGCUGGAAGAGGGGUACUUUGACGCUCAAGGAACUUAUAUUUGGAACAAAGGAGACGGUUCAGAGGUUAAGGACAGUUGGCUGGAUUCCAUUGACUGGGUUAAAGUUAAGCGUCCCGAGAAGCCUGAUGGUGAAUCUACCAACGAUAGCGAUGAUAUUUCAAAGCAAGAUGAAAAAGUGGAUGUUUUGGCCCUAUACAAGCAGUUGAUACAAUUUCUUGAAAAAGGGGAAUCUGUCCUGAAAGCAGUUAAACGGCUAGGUGGAAAUAAACAAUUGUCUGCUUCUGAAAGGUUAAAGCAAAAGAAAAUGCAAAAAUUAGCAGCUGAAACUUCGACUCCACCCACAGCAGCCGCUUCUAGUGAAACCCCUGAAACUGUUGUACAGAUGACAGAUGUGGAGAAAGUCACCGAGAUUGCUAAUGCUAUACUUUCUGCCACGGGAAAUAUGGACAUUUACCAGGAAACGUUUGAAAGCAUACAAUUUAAAGUCAACCGUGAAGAAACGAAACCAAAACGUCAGCCUGCCGUACUGAAAGAAGAUGAUGGGUCGGACAUGUUUGGCGAUGACUUUGAAAUACCUCCUGAAGGAACUAAGAAUAAAUCCGAAUCAUCAUCUGCGUCGACAAAUGUGGCUGCUGGUGACGAGAAGGAGCGUAACAUUGACGAUGCGAGUGACGAAGUUAUGUGGGAGUUUAAGUGGGAAGACAAAGAAGACGCACCGAUUUAUGGACCACACUCAUCCUCGGAAAUGAGUGCUUGGGUUACAGGUGAUUUUUUCAAGGACGGCGUUUUUGUUCGGAAACAUAAGCAAACUGGUGGAUUCUAUUCUUCAAAGCGAAUCGACUUUGAUUUAUACUGCUAGAAAUCGAUUUGGGUGGUUGUUUGAUAUGCGAUAAGUGAAAAUAAUCAGUAUAGCUAGCAUAUUUCUGCAGUACAUUUAUUUAGAGUUUAUUAUUUACGUACGAAAAUCACCAUUUGUUUAAUAUCCAUUCAGUACUUAAUCUUAUUUUUAAUAUGUUCAAUAAUGCCUGGGAUAAUUUAAUUAAGAAUUUAUAGCUCUUUGUUUCACAGAAACCUUUUACUCUUUGUAAAAUGAACCAAUAAAACAAAUUAGAUUGAAUUAUACUGGUUAGAAUUGAAUUGGCCAAACAGAAACGAUUCGUAAUGUAGGAUUAAACUUAAAUCAAGCUAGUAAUUGUAUCUUCACACCAAUAAGCUGUGCAUGUCUACUCUACACAAUAACUACAUAUAUAUAUAUUUACGGGCACACAGAGAGAAAGCAUUAUAAAUAUCUCACAACGUAUAGCAUAAUUUUUGUAAUUAUGUAUUAUAUUAUAUUCGUAAUACUGUGUGUGGCGAUGGAAAGGAUCGUCUUCAUAUAUCUGUUUCAUUUUUCGUACAUUUAUCAUUCCGUAGCGGAAAAUAUUAUAAUAAAUUUAGAUAACAAUAAUAUGAGAAACCCUUCUUAUAAAUUUGACUGGCAUGAUUAAGUAAAUAAAAACAAAGUAUAUAUAAAUUC